Molecule: messenger RNA, 4175 nt
Organism: Pogoniulus pusillus (Red-fronted tinkerbird)
Lineage: Eukaryota; Metazoa; Chordata; Aves; Piciformes; Lybiidae
Gene: ALDH5A1
Product: aldehyde dehydrogenase 5 family member A1
Exons: 10
Coding region: 64-1617 (517 amino acids)
Biological process (GO): GABA catabolic process
Cellular component (GO): mitochondrion
Molecular function (GO): succinate-semialdehyde dehydrogenase (NAD+) activity
Source: RefSeq, a predicted model, not a curated record
CCUCCUUCGGGGCGGCGCGGGAGGGCUCGGUCAGCGCUCCGCGCCUGUCGGCGGUGCGCGAUCAUGGCGAGCCUCUUGCCAUCGCUGGCCGCUGUCGCCCGCCGCCGCCUCCUCCUUCUGCCCCCUUUACCCCCAGGUUUGGUGGCGGCGCGGCGCGGCAGCUCGGUGCUGCCCGCUGCCCUAGUGCGCCGGGGCGGCUUGGUGGGCGGCCAGUGGGUGGAGACGCCCGCCGCUUUCCCCGUACAGGACCCGGCCAGCGGCCAGGAGCUGGCCCGGGUGUCCGACUGCGGGACGGCCGAGGCGAGAGCGGCCGUGCGGGCCGCGCAUGAGGCCGGCGCCCUAUGGAGCCGCCUGCCCGCCAAGGAGAAGAGCGUGCGCCUACGGAGAUGGUACGAGCUGAUGAUCGAGAACAAGGACGAGCUGGCGAGGAUCAUAACAGCCGAGAAUGGGAAGCCCCUGAAAGAAGCACAGGGUGAAAUCCUGUAUUCUGCCUCUUUUCUGGAGUGGUUUGCAGAAGAAGCUCGCCGGGUUUACGGUGAUGUCAUUCCAGCAUCUGCAAAAGACAGAAGAAUGCUGGUGCUGAAGCAGCCAGUAGGAGUAGCAGCCGUUAUAACCCCAUGGAAUUUCCCCAGUGCUAUGAUUACACGGAAGGUUGGUGCAGCUCUGGCAGCUGGCUGUACGGUGGUGGUGAAACCAGCAGAGGACACACCUUUAUCAGCAUUAGCUCUUGGGGAGCUUGCAAACCAGGCUGGAAUUCCAGCAGGAGUGUAUAAUGUUGUUCCUUGUUCCAGACAUCAGGCAGCAGCUGUAGGAGAAGUUCUGUGCACUGAUCCACUGGUAGCAAAAAUAUCUUUUACUGGUUCUACAGCAACAGGAAAGAUACUGCUGAAACAUGCAGCUGGCACUGUGAAGCGAGUUUCCAUGGAGCUUGGAGGACAUGCUCCUUUUAUAGUGUUUGACAGCGCCAAUGUGGACCGUGCUGUUGCAGGAGCCCUUGCUUCCAAGUAUAGAAACUCAGGGCAGACCUGUGUUUGCACAAACCGUUUCCUGGUGCAAAAGGGAAUCCAUGAUAAGUUUGUGGAGAAGUUUGCUAAAGCUAUAGAGAGCGAACUGCACGUUGGAAAUGGAUUUGAUGCAAAAACUACCCAAGGGCCACUAAUUAAUGAAAAAGCAGUGGAAAAGGUAGAGAGACACAUUAGUGAUGCAGUUUCUCAAGGAGCAUCUAUUGUGACUGGAGGGAAACGACACAGGUUGGGGAAGAAUUUCUUUGAGCCCACGUUACUUAGUAAUGUUACAACAAAAAUGCUUUGCACCCAAGAGGAGACAUUUGGCCCUUUAGCACCAGUUAUCAAAUUUGAGACUGAAGCAGAAGCUGUUGCUAUAGCAAAUGCUGCUAAUGUGGGUUUAGCAGGAUAUUUCUACUCACAAGAUCCAGCUCAGAUCUGGAGAGUUGCAGAACAUCUGGAAGUUGGAAUGGUUGGUGUCAAUGAAGGCAUAAUCUCCUCAGUGGAGGGUCCUUUUGGUGGGGUAAAAGAGUCUGGCUUAGGGCGAGAGGGUUCAAAAUACGGCAUAGAUGAAUACUUAGAAAUCAAGUAUGUCUGCUUUGGAGGCUUAUAAAAAAUUUCAGAAAGCAGCUUGGGAAAGAAAGAGUGCUGUAGUUUUAAAUAAGCUUCCUCAACCAGAAGUACCCACACCUGAAUGCGACUUCCACCUUCUUUAAGCAGUCCUGUUCUGUAUGUGUAGCGAUAACUGCCAUAUUCUGUGUCGCCAUACGUUUUUACAUGUUCCUUAUUUAUGCAUUCAGGUUUUCAGCACUGUGCUCACAAUGUCCAUCAUUUUUAGUACAGACUAAGGGAGAAAGCACAUAUUAUUAUUCCUGGAUUACCUCUGUGUAACUGGGAGCAUUUGGAGACUUGCCCAUAAUGAAAAUAGAUCAUAACCUAUGGCAAGGGGAAACGAGAGCACCAUUUUCCACUGCCUCCAGUGUUUCAGUGUGGAUGGGGGGAGGCUUUGAGGAUGGCAAUCUCCCUUUAGAAUUUUGUGUAAAUACUCAAAAAUUUCUAAUGUGGAUAUGUGACCUUUUAGAAGCAGGUGUGUCUUUGCUUUUAAUUGUGGGAGAAUAUGCUACUUGUGGAAGGUGAGGAAUUGCUCUUAGCUACAGCUAGGCAUCCAUACAGGCAAAUAGCUUUUAAAGUGCACAUUAAUGCUGGCUGCAGAGCUGCUACUUGAUCACCUUUGGGCUUCUGAGACAAGAGUUUUCAUUUGUGCCUAACAGCUUUCAUGUCUGGAAUUAAACAUGGCCCUUGUUUGAUGUUUGUGAGCCUCAGCAGUCCUGGGAACAAGAGAGUCGAGGACCAGGCAGGAUAAAGAUGGAAGGCUUACUUGCAGGACUAACUUGCUAAAAGCUGUAAGGGCUCUGUGAAGGAAGCACAAGUGGUGACAUGAUGCUAGACAAACUCCCUUCCAUGAAAAGAAUGUGACUUACACUUCUUGAGUAGAAGUAUAGCCACUGAUGGAAAUACCGCUCAGUAUCAAAAGCAUUACUCACCACUUACAAAGAACAUGAGCAGAUAGCUUUUUCUGUUCCCAUGGGCUUUGUGCCUUGAGUUGAAUUUGUGGUUACACAGGUGAAUGAAUGUCUGUUAGGGAAGAAGGUUUAAAAACCUUUGAACUUGGAACAUAAUAAAGAUUAAAAUAGAUUAGAGGAGAGCUUUCUACACUAUUUUGUCAUCUUCUAAAGAUAAUGUCAAGCUUCCUUAAUAUGAAAUAAGCAAUGCUGAGAAAACUUUAUUUUAAUGUCAAUCAAAAGAAGCACUUUCUAAAAGUGUGCAGUGUUAAUGUGGCCAAUGAAUCAUCACUGCAGAGGCUAAAGGGAAAGAAUUCUGUUUCCUGUCUCAGAUAACUUUGUUUGGUGGGGCUUUAAGCCAUUCAUUAUUAAACAUAAUUCAAAGAAGGCAACAGAGUUCUUUACACUAAUGAAUGUACCCUAUGAAAUGGGCUAUUUCAGGAUAUUUUAUCCAGUCAUGCAAAGAGGUACCAGGUAACACUAGAUUUGGGGAUGGGGAUCAGUAAAGCAAGCUAGAACUGAGUUUCACAGGGCUUUUUAAAGCGCACAUAAGGUAGCAUUGACUGCUACUGAACAAAUAUUUAGAAACAAUUAAUUAUGGCUAUAUUUAACACUUGAGACCAGGUGGGUCAGGAGUACAGUAUCUGUUAGCAGAGUGUGUGUGCAUUGUGGCUACUGAAGGUCAGUUAAAGGACAUUUACUGCCUUUCAGGCAGUAGUUUUCAGUGUACCAAAAUUGCACAUUUAAGAUGGCAAGGACUUAAUACUGUUACCAGUUGCAGCAUAUGUGCUUGCUGGCAAGAAUAAAAGAAGUAUGGCCUAUUUCUACACUAGUUGCAAGAAACUUUCUUGCAGCCAGCUUCUGAGUUUGCACAAUUGUGUGCAGAGGCUGCCUGAAUUCAGAGAAUACAGUGUUGUGGAAGAGGAAACUGUUUGCCAGCCUUGGCUGCCAGUACACAUGGAAAGAGUCACUAGGUAGAAGAGGGUCAUAAGCUGGUGCCUAGGUACCACAAUUCAGUGAUGCAAGCACACUUAGAGGUAUUGUGCACCACUAAAAUAGCUGCCACUGAAAUGGCACAGACUUAGAAUAUUUCUGCCUGUGAAGUACAGUGUAAAGUUAAUUGCUGUAAGACUGCAGUCCUGAAUAUUGGUGCAAUUGGACCAUAAAUACUUCAACUCACUGCUCAAUUUAUUGUGAAGGUACUAAUUUGAUGCAUUGGUCCAAUUAAAAUCUUUGUCUUUUCUGAGAAUAGCACUGUCAAUGAGUAAAUGUUUACUUUUUUUUCCUGCCAAAUAAUAACUUUUACUAUGUCUGGUAACAAGCAAGAGCUGUACUUAAAGAUUAGGUAUGUAAAGAACUUUGAGUACCUUUGUCUAGAUUGGAUGGUGGUUGGAUUCCAGCACAGUACCCUUGUGUCAGCAAGGUUUACAUCAGUAAAGCACAGAAUAAUGUUAGUUGUCUUCAUAGCAAAAACUGUGAUUCUUCAAAAGAUAUACUUGAAUUCUCACACCUUAGUUAUGUUGGUUAUACUUGUGAUAGUUCAUCAAUUUCUGGAUAUUAAACCUGUGAUGAAAAAAUGUUUUCAGCUAAUAAAUUACUUCUGUGAAAA